Sclerotinia borealis F-4128 is the source of this 3753-nucleotide messenger RNA. The record is from the annotation of a GenBank genome assembly. Lineage: Eukaryota; Fungi; Ascomycota; Leotiomycetes; Helotiales; Sclerotiniaceae.
AUGUCUCUCCAUAUGAGUGGGCGCUCGCUCAACUCCGAUAACGAUGAUGAACCUAUAUAUUUCACACCAACAUAUAAGUCCGAAGACCUCAUUUGUGAAGGUUCCGAUACCGAGGCGAAUCCCAGAGCGAUAAUCGAAAAACGACGGCGAUAUGAGCAAUGUGCGGAAAGAGUACUACGUGGACAACUACCUAUUAUUGAAACUGCGCGACUUAGAGGACCCUUUUACAAGGAUAAUAAGAGUGAAUGGUUGAACCCAUGGAGACAUCAAGAAGGGACCUGGUGGAAGCCUGGAUCAAAAGACAUGCUAUUCAAAAGGGAGGAUGUUUUGCGACGAGCUAGGGAACAUGGCAGAAAAGAUAUGAGCCCCGCAGAAGCACUGGCAUGGUGCCGACGGGAUGCUAGACGACAGGCAGAAGAAAUGGGAGUUCACGACUAUUCGGACAUGCAGUGUGAAUCUGCGACUGGCCCAGAUACCGAGGGUUUCGUUGUAGAUGAGACAUUGCACGGAGAUAUAAUGAUGGAAGAAGAGGGGGAUUUAUCUAAAGGCAUCAGAUCAUCAAUCAGACCUCCAAUACCACAGGUUCCGAAAUCGACAACUGCGCAUGCGAAUACUAAAGAUUUUGAAGAUACACCAAUAAUAGGGAGCUCGACUUCGAAUGCAGAGGAUUACGGUAGACAGCCGGAGUCGUGGACUGGUAUCAAGAGACCUGUAGAUGUAGCUUGGUUGAAAGGCUCACAUGUUUCGAAGCGCGCUCGUUGGGAGGAUCCCGCGGUCUCAUCGCCGACUCCGUUGCCUCAUGCAACAAGUCAAACAUUUCAGUACAAGGACACAGGCACUAUGAUAGUUGCACAAAGUCGAACGUCGCAUAAAAUUCAACCGCGAUCGGGUCUUUCUUUGGAGACUCCUCGGCAAGAACUAGCUUCCCGGAAGAGCCAUGCAUCUAUGCAGCAAUCAGACACUACAUCUAGUGCGGAAACCUCAUUUCAUACUAAUAUCGGACAACAAGGACAACGGCGUAGCAUAUCCAUGUUCGAACUCGAACGCGAACUCGAACGGCGACCUACCAAUCUAUGCGAAGAUUCCCCCGAGCCAUAUUCAUCUAUUCCAAUUUACACGCCAGCUGGCAAACAAGCUAGUGUCUCGCAGACUUCAGCAACGAAACCAGUCACUUCGCCGCGACUUCCCUCGCAUCCUAAAAUUGGUGUGUUGCAUGAUGAAAAUCACGAAACUCCAGGAAACAUGACUUUUGUGACUGACGUUGCACCAUCUUCUGUAAACUUGGAACAUUUUCAAUUUCGAAAGAAGCGUAGACGCAAGAGUGAUCCCCCGGAUAUUUCUGGUCGUUCGUUUACUGUGAUAGGAGAAGACAGCCAUAUGCCCGUAUCCGAAGAUAGCAGGCCAAAUUUCAGCCUUCAAAGCGAUGCAACCUUUUCGACCCCAUUUACACAUCACCCUAUCGAAAAGGCAGAGGAGUUCUCGAUAUCUUGGCCAACAAAAUCUGUAGUGACAAAAGCUUCGUCCCGCAGAAGCUCUCAAGCCGAUGAGAGUUGGCGUACCACACAAGAAGAAAUCGGAAUAACUCCGUCGACAAUGAGCUCGGGUAGCAGGAUUACAAUCAAAGGAGGAUGUUCUCCACAAAGCGAAGACAUUGGUAACAGCUGGGUCACAACACAAGAUGACUUCAACCAUGCUCCAACAUCGUCUGUUUCAAUGGAUAUUACUCAGAUCUAUCGGAGCUCGAAUUUUGUGCCACAGCCAAAUCUUGUUGAGCGUAUGGAGACUCCUACGAUUAGGAACUAUGAGAACACAACUACAUUACAAUCUUCGCCCCUAAAACAGCCCUCUGCUCCACAAUCUGCACGCCAUCUCUCGAAAUCGUCGCCAAAACUAUCGGCUCGUCCCCAAGAUUAUAACAAAUUGGGUGUGCCUAUGCCUUGUGAGAACCUCGAUGGAUCGAGUACACAAUCUUACAACACCAGUCCAGUCAACUCGAUAACGAUUACAUUUAAAUCUCCACGGGCCUGCAUUUUGCCACAAAAUUUGGGGUCAAGUCAGAAACUCCCCCAAAGGACCACAUCCACAUCUAAUGAAGGAUUUGUUAGAAACGUACGGAACGACAAUGUCGAGCAUGAUUCUUUGACACACGUGCAAAUAUCAGAUGAUCGAAAAUGGGUUGAAACGGAAGGAGCCGUUUCGGUAAUGAAUUUCACGCUUGAGGGCGAGCAGAUCGAGGAUGUCACCUCACUGCAGGCUCACCAAGAAUCGAACAUUGAUAUAGAACUUCAAGCCGAUUCGGCAGCAGCUUUCGAGGAUCUUGAAGAUGCUGAAGAUAUGCAAGGUGUGGCUCAGGGAAAGAUGCAGGAAGAGGUACAGGCAACUAUGCGGGCCGAGCUGGAUGCCGAUGACGUUCCAAACUCCGCACUUUUAAGCGGUCAAACGUCAACGUCAUCAUCACUAGCAAGAACAAAUAACAUUACUACACCCAACCUCACGUCGAUUCAUAAAGCUAGGAGCGUCGAUCAGAUUCCCAAAAGUUCUAUGCCGAACCAAUUUACUCCCCUAUUUCGUGAUGAAGAAGAUGUCCUUUCGCUAGCGAGCACUCAAGAUCUCACCGAAUAUCUAUUAGAAGCAGCUGCCAAAGAAAGAGUUUUAAAUGUUCCUUCCGAAGGUACUGGGUCUGACACAGUUUCAAAUCCGGAAUUGCAAUCUGGAAAGCAAACUGCCACUCAACCCCGUAUCCCACAGAGUCCCUGGGUCGCAGCUCAAGCAAUACCUAUGAUCGCUCCCAUAGUACUUACAAGUACCGAAGUGGUGGAGCCACUCAAUGCCGAGUCUCCCAGUUCCGGUUGGCAGAAAGAAGAGCGUCCAGUCACACCUGAUAAUGACAUCAUUAGACCUUUCCGAGAUCUUAUGACCCCAAGUCCUCCACCUGAAGAUCUGAAUACACCAGAAAUUGAACAGCGGCCAUCGAAUACACAGCUUCUUGUGGAAGCGGCAACGCAAAAUCCUUGGGUAAACGGUUCCAACAAAAAGAGUACUAAGCGCAAACGCGUGUCAUUCGGUACAUUAGAUGAAGAUCCAGUGCCCUCUCAACGUAGUUCGCAGCGUCAACGCCGCUCUCCAUCUCCUGAGGGUACAUAUCGUACAGGAGCUUUUGGAAACAAAGUGGCUCGAUUCGACGACGAUGUCACAGAUAUGAACAGCUUCCAAAAUCACUUCUCCGCAAUUCGUAGUAAGUCUGAAGGUGAGAUUGUACCGAAAAUCAAUAGCUCCGUCAAACGCGGUUCCGCAAUUACAAAAUAUAAGACAACCCUCUCAGAUACGACCAAUCUGAUAGCAAGUAGUCCCGCAAUAGGUGCAAUGGCAGAAGCUUUUAUCGCAGCUGAUCGCGAUUCUUCACGAGAGCGAGAACGUCGUUUAACAAUAAGCCCUUCACGAAAUCGAAAGUAUCAGAGGAAAAGCUAUAAGACUUUUGAGGAUGAAGAUGAAGACGAUUCGGGGAUACAACCCUCGGAUUCCCAUUUCUCUACAAAUGUAGCUCUUAAUGAAACGUCAAGUAAUAUCAAACUGGAAGAACAUACACCAGGAGAUUUCCUCGAUGAGGUGGAAGAUUUCUUAGGGGGGGAUUGGUCGGUUGAGGGAGAGUUGAAAAAAGCUACUAGUACGGAAUUUGAACUGGCUACUCCUAAGCGGGAGAGUAAAGUACAUUCACGGAGAAGUCUUUUUGCGAUUGAGAAUGUAUGGUCUUGA